UUCAUAGAUUCAAAUUAUACAAGGAUUAGCUUGUUCCGUAUGUUCCUGAAACAUAAAGUUUUAGCAUUGCUUCGUUAUUACUGGACUUAUAAACUAUUCAUUCGGAUAAAUAAAAUUUCGCUGGAGGAGUGAGAUGGCAUUUGUUAGUAACAAUGUUGACAAAUGCAGCUUUUGCUCCAACACAUGCAAUGAGGAAUUUCGUCACGCGCUGGUUCCCUCUCACCAUCAAGAGCAGAAGCUGAAAAUUUUCCUGCAGAAGUUGAGCAGUUUCACUACCCAAUUAAGCAGUUAUCCUACUUGCGACAAAUGCCACCAAGAGUUGAUAACCGUCCACAACUUUCCCAAGAGCUGCUUUCUAAUUUCGCCCAGCAUUGAACCGACGGCCAUAAAGAUGGAGCCAGAGUUAAUGGUUGAUGACCACAAGCAGUCGGAUAAUGAAAACAUUUUAGAGACGGACGAAAUUGAAGACGAAACCGAAUCGCAAACGAAAGACCAAAAUGGAGAGCUAUUAUCCAUCAACGAAAUAGACGGCGAAGACGACAAUAGUUUAAUAAUUCCAGUUGCAAGAACGAAAACACAAAGAAAAGGCGAACGUUCCCAUCCUUGUCCACAUUGUUCGAAGGCCUGUAGCAAUAUUGCGAACCUCAAACAACACAUUCUAACUCACACUGGUGAACGACCCUAUUCUUGUUCACAGUGUCCAAAAGUGUUUAGGCAAUCUUCAUCGCUCAAAAAGCACAUUAGAACUCAUACGGGUGACCGUCCCUAUCCUUGUUCACAGUGUUCGAAAGCGUUUAUAUGUUCUUCAGCGCUCGACAAGCACAAUCAAAGUCAUGCGGAUGAACGUCCCCAUUCUUGUCCACACUGUCCGAGUGCAUUUAGGAAUCGUUAUGCGCUUCGAAUGCACAUUAAAACUCAUACGGGUGAACGUCCAUAUCCUUGUCCACAUUGUACGAGAGCUUUCAGUGAUAAUUCGAAUCUCAAACAACACAUACGAACUCAUACUGGUGAACGUCCCUAUUCUUGUUCACGGUGUUCAAAAACGUUUAUGCAUUCUUCAACGCUCCAAAAGCACAUUCGAACUCAUACCGGCGAACGUCCCUAUUCUUGUUUGAAGUGUCCUAAAGCGUUUACGAGUUCUUCAAAUCUCUACAAGCACAUUCGAAGUCUUCAUACGGGUUGAUAUAGAAUAUUUUAUCUGCGAUAAUUUCAUUUUUCUAUUAUAGAGGCUUUAAACUACAAAGUUCAUUCACAUCUUCACUAUAAUGAACCAUUGAAAAUGGAUCAUUUCUUCCAGAUGAACAUCCCUAUUUCUGUCCACAUUGUCCCGAAACGUUUAAGGAACCCACAACGUUACAAAUGUACAUUAGAAUACACGCCUAGAAGAAAUCUUUCGUUUGCGAGUAAUGUAAACGAACUUUCACACAGUCCUACAACCUUACCAUACACCUCCGCUGUAAGCGCAGCCAGAUCAAGUUAUAUCGGGACCACGACGAUGGUAUUAUUGCUCACCAUCUGAGCAGUAAGCACAAUCAGAUCGUUAAGAUACUCGUAGGAAUAACGUCUUUUAUCAAUUUUUCAUCGAUAAUUUACCAAAUAAAUUUAUAUUCAUAUUGAUGUAGCUCAUCCGUUUCUUUCCAAAGUACUUCCCACCAAGGUUUGAUGGGUUUCGUUUCUUCACGGAAAAGAAGUCUAUGGUUCCCCUAUGCGAACACAAUUUCAUACCCUACUUGCAGUUAUUAUAUUUAAAAUGAAAAUUCAUGGCAUACUUCAACAGUCCGACCAACUCGAACUGGCCUGGUCAGUUCAAUAGGUUCAAUACUAUUAAUUAACUAGGGAGCUUAAAGUCAACUUAAAGUUUUGUUUGGUUGUUGAGUAUUGUUUGUUCACUCCAACAGAGUUUACAACCGAGUGAUGAUGACAGAAGGAUGUUGAUAAGUCGUUGGAUGGUGCGUAUCACGAGAGAAGAUGCCAAAGUGGAAUGAGAUAUGAUGAAAGCCGUCCUCUGUGGUCCUAGACGAGAUGACUUCUGUGAUUUGUAUGGAUUAAAUAAAGAGAAAAAUUAUCAAUGUAAUAUAAGAUAAUUGACAUUAUCGAACACAAUUAUCAAUUCUUCUCACCACAAAAAAAAACAUGUUACUUUAUUAUUAAGAAAACGUAUUUGAAAUGAAAAAGUGUUUAUUCAA
Molecule: messenger RNA, 2186 nt
Organism: Toxorhynchites rutilus septentrionalis
Lineage: Eukaryota; Metazoa; Arthropoda; Insecta; Diptera; Culicidae
Product: zinc finger protein 501-like
Exons: 9
Coding region: 134-1183 (349 amino acids)
Biological process (GO): regulation of transcription by RNA polymerase II
Cellular component (GO): nucleus
Molecular function (GO): DNA-binding transcription factor activity, RNA polymerase II-specific; RNA polymerase II cis-regulatory region sequence-specific DNA binding
Source: RefSeq, a predicted model, not a curated record